Bombina bombina (fire-bellied toad) is the source of this 2449-nucleotide messenger RNA. It is a transcript of the gene BPNT1, whose product is annotated as 3'(2'), 5'-bisphosphate nucleotidase 1. Bases 176 to 1102 code for a protein of 308 amino acids. Gene Ontology annotation, molecular function: 3'(2'),5'-bisphosphate nucleotidase activity. The record is from RefSeq and is a predicted model, not a curated record. Gene Ontology annotation, biological process: phosphatidylinositol phosphate biosynthetic process. The transcript has 9 exons. Lineage: Eukaryota; Metazoa; Chordata; Amphibia; Anura; Bombinatoridae.
CUACCACAAAGAGAACAAGAAACAGAUACAUCCAUAGCGUGAUUCUGCUUUCAAUAUAAUUCAGCACACUUUUACUUUGAAGAGUUUCUACUCACGUGGUGCAGAGCUCUCAUCAGCUCUGGUUAUAGCUCUCUAUUUAAAAAACCUCCGGCAAAACUGGAUACCAGCUUUUGCCAUGUCUGCUUCUCCGGCCCUACUGAUCAGGCUGGUGGCCUCUGCUUACUCUGCGGCAGAAAAAGCUGCAAUCAUUGUCAGGAAUGUAAUGAGCGGUGGCGAUUUGGGAAUAGUGGAAAAGACUGGAGCUAAUGACCUACAGACUAAAGCUGAUCGUCUGGUGCAGCAAAGUAUAUGCGCAUCUCUGGCCAGAAAAUUCCCUAAGUUAACCAUAAUCGGAGAAGAGGAGCUACCUUCUGAGGAAGUAGAAGAGGGCCUGCUUGAACUGGGCCAGUCUGAGGAAAUACUCAAGUACACGUGCCCAACACAGUACACUGGCAUCAAGGAGGAAGAGCUUGUUGUGUGGGUUGAUCCUCUUGACGGCACUAAAGAAUACACUGAAGGUCUUCUGGAUCACGUGACUGUGCUGAUUGGAAUCGCUUAUGAAGGAAAAGCGAUAGCCGGAGUAAUAAACCAACCCUAUUAUAACUAUCAGGCAGGUAAUGAUGCUGUUUUGGGAAGAACUAUUUGGGGUGUUCUUAGCAUUGGAUCUUUUGGGUUUGAGCUGAAAGAAGUAUCGGAUGGGAAGCACAUUAUUACAACUACACGGUCUCACAGCAGCAAGCUUGUGAAUGAUUGCAUCGCUGCCAUUAACCCAGACAAGGUCAUACGAGUUGGAGGAGCAGGAAACAAGAUUAUUCAGCUGAUUGAAGGACAGGCAUCUGCUUAUGUCUUUGCCAGCCCAGGUUGCAAGAAAUGGGAUACCUGUGCUCCAGAGGCCAUUCUGCAUGCAGUGGGAGGCAAGCUGACUGAUAUCCAUGGAAACCCAUUUGAAUACCACAAGGAUGUGAAACACAUGAACUCAGCUGGUGUACUUGCAGCCCUGAGGAAUUUCAAUUACUACUCCUCUCGGGUUCCCGAAUCUGUGAAAAAAGCAUUGGUUCCCUAAUAGGAGGCUCCUGAAGAGGGUUAUUAAACAAGAUCCAUGGUCGCUGGAUUUAUAGCUCACAAUCACCACGGUUAAUAAGUAAAAAAGCAAAGGAAUAUGAUUAAUAAAUCACAAUAAAUAAAUGUUAUAGUACAUUAUAUUAUGCUGGUGUUCAAUGUGAAACCUAUGAUUAAGUCAGUGUGUGAUGAAGGAUAGACCAUCACUCAAAAUAUGGAAUCGGUUGUAUAAAGUUUGUGUUCAUAUUUUUGAUAGAGUUAAGUAGAUUUUAUACACAGUUGCAGAAUCACUUUUUUUUCUAUAAAAUAAAUUGUCUUGCCUAAUUAUAAGGAAUUCAUGCCAUUCUGCAAUUGUAUUAGAAUGUGAAAUUAACUCUACAAAAGAGGAACGUUUGCCCUAGUUUGCUCAUCACUUAUUUUAAAUCUCUACCAUCUGCCGAACACCUCCUUUGUAGCUUAAAGGAAGUGGUCCUUGCUCAAUUAGUAUGGACCCAUAUAACUUGUAAACGCUGGCAAAUACUACCUUUUUGUGAUACACAAGAAUGUCACUUAUCACAAAUCAUUUUUUUUUUCUUAAAUGUAAUUUUGAAGUCAUUCCAUUUUAUGCCAAAAGUGGCGUUUACACAAUACUAUAUUUUAAAGGUUAAAGGGAUAUAAAAACCUAUAUUAGCGUAUCUGAAUGACAAAGAGUUAAAUUGAUAGUUUAGUCAAAAUUAAACUUUUAUGAUACAGUAGAGCAUUCAAUCUUAAGCAACCUUCUAAUUUACUUCUACUAUCAAUUUUUCUUCCUUCUCUUGGUAUCUUUAUUUGAAAAAGCAAGAAUGGAACUUAGAAGCCGGACAAUUUUUGGUUAAACCCCCUGGGUAGGCUGGUAGCAUUUGCUGAUUAGUGGAUUACAUUUAGCCGCCAAUCAGCAAGCACUACCCAUGUGCUGAACCAAAAAUGGGCCAUCUCCUAAGCUUACAUUCUUACUUUUUCAAAUAAAGAUACAAAGAGAAUGAAGAAAAAUUGAUGGCUUAAAAUUGCAUGCUCUAUCUGAAUUAUUAAAGUUUCAUUUUGACUAGACUAUCCCUUUAAGCAUAAAGGACACCUCAAUUCCGAAAAAGACACCACUGCUUCUAGUACUUCUCACUGACCCUAAUUUACUCCUGAGUCAGCUCUGAUGUAUAUCUAUUAAUGGUAUAUUUUUGUCAUUUACUUCUUUGUUGAUGAAAGUUUGUGCAGAAAUGUUUCCUUGCAGCUAAUGAAAGUUGUGUUUAAAUAUUUGGUUGGAUUGGUGCUUUAAGUAAUCAUAAGAAAAUGAUUGUGUUUUAUGUCAGAGGUACAAAAAUAUUAAAGUGAUUUGUAUUGA